Xenia sp. Carnegie-2017 is the source of this 2000-nucleotide messenger RNA. RefSeq lists its product as uncharacterized. Bases 468 to 1748 code for a protein of 426 amino acids. The transcript has 3 exons. The record is from RefSeq and is a predicted model, not a curated record. Lineage: Eukaryota; Metazoa; Cnidaria; Anthozoa; Malacalcyonacea; Xeniidae.
AUGAAAAUAUAUUCCCGUUUUAAAUUAAUUUAGAGCUAAACAUAUUUCAGAGUUAUUUAGUCUUAAAUAAUCUUUAGAAAUUUUUACAAACAGCGUUGUUAAAAAACAACUAAGGAAAAUUGAUACGGACUUGAUGAAAAAAAUGGAGGAACAUAAAACCGUUCUGAGCUCAAUCGGUUGGCACAUCUUUAAUUUCAUUUAUUCCAUUUCCAAUGUAAAUACUUAUUUAUUUAUAUAUAUUUUUCUGUUUUAAACUUCCUUUAAAUAGAUCACACUCCCAUUCAAUGUAAAUAUUUUAUUCAUAUUUUCCUAUACUGUAUCAUAUUUCGUAACACUAUUAUUCGCACUGAAGAUGCCAUGUUCGUAAUGUCGAAACAUUUUUGCUACGAAAAAAUCGUCGUUUUUAAUAGAUGCUGUUAUAUGAUAUAGCAAUUUAGCAAUACUGAAUUGCUAAUGUGGAUUUUGUUAUGCGCGACCAGUGGGCUCCCAGUGGUAUUGCCCACUUAUACAACAAAGAAAAAGACCUGGCGAGUUUAAAACUCCGUAUACCUUUGGCGUACAAGGAAUCAUUACGCUUCACUUUUAACACCUAUGAAAGCUAUACCCAGUCUAUUAGCAGAUCAGUUUCUAGUCAACAGGUUGAAAUUUAUGUAACAAUGCACUAUUGGAUUGCUCUACUCCAACUAUUUUGCGUUCUUCCCAUUAUUUCUAAUAACUACCUAGCGGAAAUAAAAAAUCGCCUAGGAAGGCUGUCAUCUCACUUCAUUUUAAGAAAUAUCAGUACUUCCAGCAUGCAUCAUUGUCUUCACAACUGUUUCGAGGAAAGUUCCUGUUUAUCUUUUCAAAUUUGUGGUACAGUCUGUCAACUUCUUUCCACUAACACAAAUGAAAGAUCUUUAGAAGAAGAUGAUCAAUGUAUUUAUUUUACCACGAACAUGUCUAGUAUAAGGUUCAUGUCAAAAUAUUGUACAGAAAGCUUCAAGUUUUCAUCGUAUUGCUUUAAUAAUGGUACGUGUCAAAAAUCAGACGCUCCGUACACUGAGACAUGUAACUUUUGUGAAUGUAAAGAAGGAUUUGUUGGCAAACGCUGUGAAAAGAAAGCAAAAUCUUGUCAAAACUUUCAUGGUCAGUCUGAUGGCUGGUAUACAAUAUUUACAAAUGAAAAUAGAAUGGUUAAAGUUUUCUGUCAGUUUGAUUCCGUGAAUGUUUGGACAUUGGUCACGUCCUAUAGCUUUAAAUUACGUGCUCAAUAUAGAUAUCAACCUUAUUAUAAAAGUUUUUCUCGAAACGAAAAGAAUGAAACAUUGGAAGAUCAUAGACUUUCUUUCAACGCAAUGAUGAGUAUAAAAGAAGACGGAAACACGUUAUGGCGUAUCACGUGCUCAUACGGUGACAAAGACUGGAAUAAAACAGAUUUGGUUGUUGCAACCCAUGAAAAUGCACCAAUUUUGAAACAGAAUAAUAACGGUGCCGUUUGCCUAAAUGUCAGUUUUAUCGAUAUCAAAGGCUACAACUGUAAAGAUUGCAGCAUUCCUUUCUGGCAAGAUGACGCACAAAUUUUUCAUACAGACAAUACCCAACAUGAAACUAUGUGCAAUCUGAAGAAUUUCCAAUCAUCAGUCUGUAGCGGUGGGACAGGAGAAGAUAAUUUUGGAUUUUAUGUUUGCUAUGACACUACACAUCGUUGUGCAUCGUCAGAUAAUGCCACAACACAAUUAUGGUUUGGUCAACGCAUGAAUUCAAACUGAUAAGUACAAUGUACGACUUUUAAGUUAAGCCAAUUAAUAAAAAUUCUAAUCGGACGUUGUUGACAUAAAAGUAUUUACAGCUACUUAUAGAAGAGACAGGCAUUAUUUAAAAUGUUUAGUCAAUCAUGUUAUUAGAGACAAGAAUUCUACUUUGCUAGUGUAAGUUUACUGUAGACAUAAAUAUUGAAUUAAUUAUACGGAUUGAAGAACAAACGAAUGUUGAAAAAAUUGAAAUAAACGAUGGAACAGCUA